This is a messenger RNA of Lycium ferocissimum, 369 nucleotides long. RefSeq lists its product as uncharacterized. The transcript has a single exon. The coding region runs from base 1 to 369 and encodes 122 amino acids. The record is from RefSeq and is a predicted model, not a curated record. Lineage: Eukaryota; Viridiplantae; Streptophyta; Magnoliopsida; Solanales; Solanaceae.
AUGAGUACACGAAGGGACUAUAGAGGAUAUGAAGAAUUGAUUAAAGAGGAGGCACCUUCUGCUCCAAUGAUAAUAUUGGAGCCAAAGUUGAGUAAAAGCAGAACCGUUCUACCUGCUGCUAACUUCUUUAGCUCUUCGUCCAGGAAGGUGACGUCUGAGGAAAAUUUCCAGGCGAAUGCUCAGUUAAAGGAAGCUAAAAAGGCGAGCAAGAUUCAUCCAAUAUUCAGUCUAUUCGAAACGAAGAAGAAAAAGAAGGCAACUGCUAGGCCUGAAUUUUCGAGGUACAUUCAGUAUGUUAGAGAGGGAGGUUUUGGUGAUGUUUUGCAGACCACUUCCUCCAAAUCCAACAAUAUGGCUGCAGUAAAGUGA